UAAAUAGAAAGAGAAUUGACAGAAAUUUGGAAACUUUGCCCGAAAUUAAACAACAAAAUUGAAACCCGCUGUGUACACAACUAAAGGGAUUUCAUUCCUUAACAAACUUCUCAUAUCAAUUGGUUUGGUUGUAGUUGUAGCUUGGUCUUCUCAAAAUGGCCACAGGCUACAGUUCAACGCAAUUGCAGACAUCUCAUAGCGAUGAAAGGAUCAAGGCGAACGUUCGUCGAGGCAAUCAGUCCAGGUCGCCCAAUGAUGAGAGAAACAGCCAGACGAGUCUUAGGCGAAACACAAGGCUGCAAUCUCAGAAUCGCUUUUGUCUUCAAUAUAGCGAUGAUGAUUCGUUUGAAACUGUCGAAGAGUUGCUGAACACAGACUUCCGGUUGAUUCUGGCUGUCACUCCCAAGCCUGAGGAGAUAUUUUGUCCAAAGUCCUCCGAUUACCAGCUGGCCAUGCAUUGGUACAGGAAACUAAGCACCUGGAAGUGCGAGACAUUGAACGAGCUGCGCUUACGCCAGGUUUACAUGAGUCACCUCAGCGUUUGUUUUAAUCAAAAGCGUCUACGCGGCAUAUUUAUGCAAAUACCGCCGAAUGAACUAAUUAUGGUGGACUUUAUGGAAAAGAGCGAAUCUUUGCCAUGUUGCACGUCCACGUCAAUGAUGAACACCAGCGCCUGGCAGGCCAUGGCCACCAUGAUGCAGCAGCAGCAGCAACCGGAAAGAGCAGCAGGAAGUUGCUGCAAAGCUAAUGAAUCCCAUGGAAUGUCUCGCUCUGCUGGUGGCAGCAACAAGCGCAGGUGCACACUUCGACCCCCCGCACACAAGAUCACCUGCAAAUCGAGGCCCAAACUAGUGCCUAGGUAUUUUGCUGAGGCAAAGGAUUUAUAUUCCAGCAGCACCUCAAGUGUAUCAUCGUCACGUGAGAACAAAAGUCAGCACGGUUCUGGCACCUUUGGGUACAACAUGCGUCACCGUCGCCCGAUCGAUGAGCAGGCACGCAAGGAUAUGAACUAUCUGUUGGAAACGAUCAAAAGUGAACUACGCGGCCAGGAGAACCAGAACACAGAUGAGUACCUCGAAUUGGAACUGAGGCGCUAUCGUGAUUUUUAUGCACGCCAUAGGCACACGGAUCCCGAAUUUAAGGUCAAUGUGGCUGCGGGUCCGGAAAAAGAGCGUAUCUUUAUGCUUCUGAAUAUGCAAAACGAUUUGGUCAAAUUGUUGUCUGACUGAAAAGCUAUAACCCAAUUGUUCUAUUUUGUAUGUUUUGUAACAGACAAAAAUAAACUUGGUCAUGAAGUUUAAA
Molecule: messenger RNA, 1302 nt
Organism: Drosophila montana
Lineage: Eukaryota; Metazoa; Arthropoda; Insecta; Diptera; Drosophilidae
Exons: 1
Coding region: 156-1229 (357 amino acids)
Source: RefSeq, a predicted model, not a curated record